This is a messenger RNA of Musca vetustissima, 2366 nucleotides long. RefSeq names its product GATOR complex protein Iml1 (gene Iml1). Gene Ontology annotation, biological process: cellular response to amino acid starvation; negative regulation of TORC1 signaling; positive regulation of autophagy. Gene Ontology annotation, molecular function: GTPase activator activity. The transcript has 14 exons. The record is from RefSeq and is a predicted model, not a curated record. The annotation marks the transcript as partial. Lineage: Eukaryota; Metazoa; Arthropoda; Insecta; Diptera; Muscidae. Gene Ontology annotation, cellular component: lysosomal membrane; GATOR1 complex.
GAGUUGAUUGGAAAUCUCUUACAAUACCGGCAUGUUUGCCCAUAACUACGGAUUAUUUUCCUGACAAACGUUCGCUGCACAAUGAUUAUGUUAUAUCCGAUUAUACACUCCUGCCGGACGAUGUAAAUUUGGAUUAUGCCAAAAGUCGUGCCAUCUAUCGAAAACCGUUGACAACUGAGGAGGUUUGUACUGAAAUUGUUUCGCAACGUUUGGCUCAGGGCUUCCAGCUGAUUGUUAUCGAAGAGAAGCCUAAUGCUCCAGCUCAGGCGCCCUGUUGUGGUGGUUUGAAACAACAGAAGCCAACAUCCGUGUUGCAUAUGAAACCCGACAAUGAAGAGACCAAAGAAUAUUUAUUAUCAAUAGGUCGUAUAUUUCAUAAAAUAACAUUAAAUGGAUCGGUAAUAACGGUGACUGGUUAUAGGCCAAGACAUCCAUACCCACCAAUAAAUGUCGAUUACCGUUAUCGAUUUCAUGCUCCUCAACAUGAAACCUAUGAAAUAUCUGGAGUUAAUUUUACCACGGAGAAGUUGGAAAAUUUCAAUUGGAAUUAUAUGGAUCAUUAUAUAUGUACUCGAGGAGAUACGGAUUAUCCAUUAAUGGAGAGCUUAAAAUAUUGGCGUUUCCGUAUGUAUUUGUUGCCGAAGGAAAAUAAAGCUAUGAAUAAAAUUAUGGAACAGGGAUGUCAGUACUGUGAUGUAUUUACCGAACCGACACCGGAAAGUGCCAAACAGCAAGUUGAGGAUUUUAUGCGUUUUAUGGAAGUUCACAUUAACAAACUGAAACGGCGUAAAGCACGCGAUAGUCCUACCGCACAAAGUCAUCUAACAAGACGGCGCCACAGUACCAGCAUAAUUUCCAGACCUCCGCCUAAUCAGGGUCUCACUAAUUCUCCCUUUCGUGAAAGAGUUGGCAGUAAUCGUUUACCGGAAAAACGACCAAGUAGUAUACGUUCAACUGUGGUUAAACCGGAGCGUGUAGGUGGUCGUAUUAUCCAUCCCGCCGCCGAUGCAGCAGCUGUUGCCUUAAACGCUUCGGAUUCCAAUGCCCCACAUGAUGAUUAUGACGAAAAUUCGACAACGGAAAUAAAAUUACGUCCCAAUGCCACACUAAAUGAAAUAUUCGAGGCAAUGAAACAUCCGAUACAUGGCGUUGCCUUUAUAUCGCAAACACAAAGCCUGCCCUCAUACACAUUUGUAUCAUUCGAUGCCCUGAUGUGGCUGAAAAACAAUUUGGACAAUAGUCGAAAUCCCUUGGACAUAUUGGAGAAUAUGAGAAAGGAAAAAAUGAUAUGUCAUGCAUCGGGGGAUUUCAAUAAACCAGUUAUACCGGGUUUCUAUUUAUAUUUUAUAGCUCAACAGGAUAAAAAUGCCAAAGAUUAUGCUAAGCCUCUCAACGAUUUAAGUGCUUUUGAAAAUGAAUGGAUGGAAAUUGAGCUGGCAGGCUGCAGUCAUUUAUGGACAGAUGAAACAAUACUGCCUCGCAUACCGAAUUUCCUCAAGGAUAUUCCUUCGCCUCAAUCAUGGACAGAAACGUCUAAAAAUAAAAAAAUAUACCGGCAUUCACAUCUGGAAAUCGAUGUUAAUCAAAAAAGUGAACGUAUGGAGUGGGGUCAUGUUAAAUAUCAUACUGUGAUGCAAACUGGUUUUGCAUUUGAAAUUGUGGUGCAAUGGGUAACGUCAUCUGGUCCCAUUGUAUGGGAUUUGACUAAUGGUUGGAUACGUAAAGCAAAUCAAUGUAACUUUCAAUUAGUACCAGUUCCUGCCGAUCCAAUGGCUGAGCCUUUUACGGAGAAAUCUGAUCCAUUGAGAGGUCCUAUUUUUAUACCCUUAGCUACUCAUGUUUUAAAUUCUGGCGAAGGUUUAUUUGAAGAAUUUCCCGAAGAAUCAAGAGCAGAUCGCAUGCUACAAUUUCAAGAAACAAUUUUGUCACGUUUUGGAUUUCUACCCUGUGUGGUGGAAAAGAAAUUUUCAUUUAACAAAGAUGUUCCCAAAGAAUAUCAGUAUGUUCACUGUUCAGGAAAUAUGUUUGUUCUCAUACGUUGUUCCAAAAAUACCAACUAUCAACUCGAUUCGCCGAGUCGUCAAGAAGCCAAUGUUACAAGAUGUGUUUAUGGUCACACCAACAAUACAAAUGUUCCCAAAAAGAUUGGUUUCCUAUGGGCAUGGAAUCACAUGAUACCAAAUAAAAAAUGGAAAUCUCUGGUUAUUAACAAUUCCUCAGAUGGCGAACUAUUUCAAUUGAAAAUGUUAAAAGACUUUCGUGAAUUCUGUUCAAAUGUCGAUGAUCGUUUGUUGAACUUUUGGAGAUCAUGCCAUGAACUGAAACGUCAAUCGUUAAGUAGUAUUGAAAACAUAAACAACAACAAU